Messenger RNA from Trichoderma reesei QM6a, 1197 nucleotides. RefSeq lists its product as uncharacterized. The transcript has 2 exons. The coding region runs from base 1 to 1197 and encodes 398 amino acids. NCBI's taxonomy places the organism in Eukaryota, Fungi, Ascomycota, Sordariomycetes, Hypocreales, Hypocreaceae. The record is from RefSeq and is a predicted model, not a curated record.
AUGCCCAACGUUCAUCCAGGCUCGAGUCCUCACCAUCGCCGCUAUGACGAAACCACCGAGUCAUGGGUAGAGGUCGCGUCGCAGCCGUCGUCUUCGUCGCUCUCCAGCAUCGGCGAUGAAAUAGUGACGACUGGCCUGCGAGUCGGCGGGAGCUCUUACAGCCGUCGUCGGCGCGUGCAGGCUCCCGCCAGAUCCGUGCCGCGUGUGCAGACCACCAUCCCCGUUACGGGAACGAGCAGCCAGGAUGAAUAUGACGAGAGCGACAGCGAAGAAGACCAUGUUCUGUCCAGCUCGACGGAGAACAUGCAGCCGUCGCCGGAGGAGGACAUGGAGGACUCUAAUGGGGAGUCGGACGGUGACGACGGCACGGCGCUGGGGGGAGCGCGCAAUCAGCCCGCCUUCCGACCACAACCAAAUGCGUUCUCGCAUCCACCGUUGCACCCGAGAAGCUACUCGUCCAAUGCAGCCAUGUCUUCGCAUCCCCACGGCGAGUUCACACGCCCUUCCUUCUCCCAGCGCUCGCAUACGAGAGUCCAACGUGGACCCAGCUUCAUGUCACCAUCGGUUCGGGAGGAUAACGAUGCUGCCCUCCGUGCGUCUCUUACCACCCUAUUGUCUUGUGCCGCUGCAGCUAGAGGCCUGCCUAAGAGUAAGGAGGAAGCUGAGGCGCAGCGAGCUGCGCAAACAGGAGUCGGCCCCAGCAGCCAGCCCAUGGAACUCCGCUUUGUACCCGAAACUGAGCUGGAGGAGGAAUGCGAGAAGCCUCAGUCAGCAGCUGCGGCAGCGACUACGCCCCCUGCCAAAGGCCAACCAUCUUCCUCCCCUGCCAGAUCAUCGUCGCGGACUCGCUCGCCCUCCGCGAAGGGCAAGCGGGUGGUAUCAACGGCCCGAAGCCCUCGAGCGACGAAGAAGAAGAGGACGGGAACUACAGCGGUUGUUGCAGAGGAGGCCCUCAUUUCCCCCACGCUGCUGACUUGGGUUGUCAGUGCCGGAGUCGUCGUGCUCGUAUCCGUUGUUGGCUUCGGAGCUGGCUAUGUUAUCGGACGUGAAGUAGGCCGCCAGGAAGGCUUGGCAGCCGGCGUGACCAGCGUCAAUGAUACUGCGUCUUCUGGCCGUGAUGUCAUCCGGUCAUCUGGCGGAGGCCUGAGACGCUUCAGAUGGGGCGCCGUGGGGAGAAGCAUUGUCGCUCAAGCGUAA